Messenger RNA from Musa acuminata AAA Group (dessert banana), 2136 nucleotides. RefSeq lists its product as uncharacterized. The transcript has 7 exons. The record is from RefSeq and is a predicted model, not a curated record. The coding region runs from base 376 to 795 and encodes 139 amino acids. Lineage: Eukaryota; Viridiplantae; Streptophyta; Magnoliopsida; Zingiberales; Musaceae.
GAGUGCACAAAAGAAAGGAGAGAGAGAGAGAGAGAGAGAGAGAGAGAGAGCGCACUGACAUAUAGCUGUUGCUCUGUUCAUCUGAUCACGCCUGACACAGCUGACUCUUUUCCUGAGGAGGAACGGAGGCUUUUGAUGCCAACAAGAGAGAAGUCAUCUCGCAUUUGUUACUCGGUCACACCCAAAUUAAAGGGGAGAGAGCCGUCUCUUUCCAACGGCUACUUCUCAUCUUCUGCCUUGCCUCUCGGCCGGAGAUUUGCAGUGCUCGCAUGAAUAAACACAAUAGCUUGCAUUAGGAAUAAUAUCUUCAUCCCAGGCUCUGCAGUGUGAGUUGGUGUUGGCUGUUCCUGUGGGGGGUAAUCGAUAGCAUCUGAAAUGGAGGGGAUAGUAAUGCAGGGUGAAGUUACCUCCGUGGAUAGAUCAGGAAACAUAGUAUUAGAUAUCGAGAGCCUCACACCGUCAUCUGACAAGUGCUCUGGAAGCCCAAAGAUGACUAAAGCUUUAUCUCGUAAAGGAUCAUCCCGUAUGGAGAGGCGGAAUGGUGAGGAGCAAGAUGCAGAUGAGACAACCAAAAAGAUUACUAAAGUGGUGUGCUAUCAUCUGGAGCAGUUUAAGCAGUCCUCAGUGCCAAAUAAAACUCUUAUAAUUGUACCUACUUCAGCGAAUGCUUCUAUUUCAGAUGCUGGAGAUGGAAGGCUUAGGAAGUUCAAUCAUUUGACAGCCAUCAACCCCAGGAGAAUCCUUCUCCUUUUGGCAUCUUUCAUGAGCUCAGCAGGAGGUCUGUUGGACAUCUGACACUCUUUGAGGAGUCAACAAAGUGCUGGAAUUUGCUAUCAACUGAUGUGGAAUUGUGACUCAACAUCACAGCUAAUCUCAGGAAAUGGCAGACAUGCACAUCUGAGUGCUACUCCAUGACCUUCCCACUGCAUGGCACAGUUCACAGCACUCAAAUCCAUUGGCCAUCCAAACACUACGAGCAAUGAUUUCCCUGACCAGCCAUUGUCUUGGCUCAGCCAAUGAACUUCCAUGGACAUAUACAAACAAUGAUUUCCCUGAUCAGCCAUUGCCUUGCCUCAGCCAAUAGACUUCCAUGGACAUACUAAUCUAUCCCAACAAGACAUGACAGCUUCCACUCAGACAAAGCAAGGAAUCCACUAGCAGGAUAAGACCUGCGCUUCACCAUUGGAGAAACUGAGCUUUUCAGGUCUGCCCAUAGGAAAGCAAAUCAAAGCAUCCACGAGAUGAAGCUUCAAAGCCUUUUAAAUUACCCUCCUUGAGGCAACUUCUCUCCAGGUGUACUUCACCAGAGCAUGAUAAUAUAAACUAUCUCCAUUAGUUGACACUCAUCAAGUGCCACCAAAAUGUUCUUUGGCAAUUGAUCCUAUGGGAACCCAACUAGUUUUGUUAAUCAUAUCCUCAAACUUUUUCAAUGUGGUAGUGAUUGCAGGUCUCAGCAGCACGCAGUCCAUCCUCCUCCUCCACCACCACCACCACAUGCCAUUCUGCCCUCUGGUCACCAUUAAUGAUCAAUCAGACUACUUGUUGGUGCUCCAUGCAGUGUUUGCCUCAAGUUCAUCACCGAUUACAGAGUGGAAAGAAGGCCUUUGCCAUGCAUCAGAUAACACUGAAAGCAGUGACGAACACAGAACCCUCCCCACAUGAUUCUAUCAAUGGCUAUGCAAAGAGGUUGUCCUUCUCUUCCAUCCUUUUUCUCCCCAUGUGUUUGAUAUCGGUUCCUGUCCGAGAACAGUGACCACUGUCAGCUUGCAAGCAAAGCUUUUGCCGAUGACUGCACUGCAGGUUCCUCCUCCCUUUGACUAGAGCCAGAAACAUCCUAAAAGUCAUAGCAGAAGAAAGAGAUUUGGUUUGAUUUGGGGGAAUAUCUUGCUUUGCUUCAAAGCAAUGUGAGUCCAUUUCAUUGGCCUUCCCCCUUCAGCAUCAUGACUUCCUUCCAUUCAGAAAAGACGAUUAGAGAGAGAAUUAGAAAGAUGGUCAAAAUGAGGUGGGAGUUUUGUAUCAUCUGCUGAUCCCUCAGCUUCUUUGGAUGGAAUAAUGAAGUGCAACAGUUUCAUUCAACCUUUCUCAACUAAGCAACAAAAUUUAUGGAAUGAUUUUGUGGAUUACACUUCAACUUAA